Messenger RNA from Rhincodon typus (whale shark), 1896 nucleotides. Its product is annotated as apoptosis-stimulating of p53 protein 2-like. Lineage: Eukaryota; Metazoa; Chordata; Chondrichthyes; Orectolobiformes; Rhincodontidae. Gene Ontology annotation, cellular component: nucleus. The record is from RefSeq and is a predicted model, not a curated record. The coding region runs from base 1 to 1896 and encodes 631 amino acids. Gene Ontology annotation, molecular function: p53 binding. The transcript is spliced from 8 exons. Gene Ontology annotation, biological process: regulation of apoptotic process.
AUGUUCUUCGCAGCCUUCAACGCCAUUGAUGACAACAAGCAUCUCGCGAAGACCAUCCGUGAUGGUGAUGUUGUGAUGAGAGACAAGAAUGAUAAGAGAGUGCGUUGUUUCUCCAUGUUUGAAUCCAUGGAUCCGCCUACAGGAAUUCCAUGCACUGGAACAUUAAGGAAAAACCAGAGCAGUGAGGACCUUCUGCGGGAAAUUCAGGCAGCUAACAAGAAUGUGGUUAAAGUACCACCCCCUGUCCCUUCUAAACCAAAACAGAUUUCCUUACCUUAUUUUGGACCAUCUAAUUUAGCUGCAAUAGCAGAGAAUAAGCCAGAAUCCAUCACACCAAAGUUACCUGGGAAUGUCGGAACCUUCGUCAAUAAACUGAAGCCAACCCAAACUUCAGGACCACAGCACUGUGCUUCAAAUGUGCAAAUUCAUCCUUCUCCAGAGGCACCUCCUGCAGCUACCGUACGACCUUUCACCCCGCAACCAUCUAAAGAGCCUCCACCCCAACCCCUGAAAAAACCAGAAACGGUGGCUGCUAGUUCUAUUUACACGAUGUACACACAACAACAGGCACCUGGCAAAAACUUCCAACAGGCUGUUCAGAGUGCAUUGACCAAAGUGCAGACACGGCCUCAAUUCACAAGCGUGUAUGGCAAACCAGUUAUUCCUGGAUCCUCUCAGAAUUACACAGGCAGUCAGCAUCAAAAUGACCAGGAGAUUAGUAGUAUGUAUUCAAAGAGCCAAGAUAAACCAGAUGGUCCUGAUUCCGAGACUGAUAAUGCUGCAUCUCCACCAGAUCAUUCGGAGACUGAACGCAUUCCACGACCACUGAGCCCCACGAAGCUCCUGCCUUUCAUGUACAAUCCGUACCGAAAUCAGAGUGAUGCUGACUUGGAAGCAUUAAGGAAAAAACUGUCCAAUGCUCCUAGGCCACUGAAAAAGCGUAGCUCUAUUACAGAACCAGAGGGACCAAAUGGACCGAAUAUUCAGAAGCUGCUGUACCAGCGCACGACACUGGCUGCUAUGGAGACUGCUAGCCCAAUGCCAUUCUAUCAGCCAAAACCACCUGCUCUUUCAUCUGCAGAAGUGAAUGUUAUAGAUGAAAGCACAGAUCUCAGUAUUAAACAAGAGGAAGACACUACAGCUAUAACAAAUUUUCCUCUAGAUCAGUCUGAACCAAUUCUGAAGAAGGAAACUGAAGCCCUGGACACUGAGGAACAUGUUUCAUCUUCUCCUUGUGAUUCUUCUUCUGUUCUGGAGGGUCAGAUACCAACUUCUUCUGUGGAAGAGCACCAGAGUCAAGAUAGCCCACACUCUUCAGAAGAAUUAACAGAAGAAUAUCCCCCAUACCCACCUCCUCCAUAUCCUGUUACUGGUGAACACGAGACUAUAGGAGAUGAUAGUUUUAAUAUGCGUCCACCUGAAAUUACUGGACAUACCAUCCUGCCACCUGGAAAGAGGACAAAUCUGAAAAAGUUGGGCUCGGAACGCAUUGGUCAUGGAAUGAGGGUUAAGUUCAAUCCUCUAGCGCUAUUGCUUGAUUCUUCUCUGGAGGGUGAAUUUGAUUUAGUCCAGCGCAUCAUUUAUGAGGUGGAGGAUCCUAGCCAACCAAAUGAUGAAGGAAUUACAGCCCUACAUAAUGCUGUCUGUGCAGGUCACACAGAAAUUGUGAAGUUCUUAGUACAGUUUGGGGUGAAUGUUAAUGCAGCAGAUAGUGAUGGAUGGACCCCUUUGCAUUGUGCAGCCUCCUGUAAUAAUGUGCAAGUUUGCAAAUUCCUUGUUGAAUCUGGGGCAGCAGUAUUUGCUACAACCUACAGUGAUCUGCAGACUGCAGCUGAUAAAUGUGAGGAAAUGGAGGAGGGCUAUAUCCAGUGCUCACAAUUUCUAUAUGCUUUGUAG